Molecule: messenger RNA, 1625 nt
Organism: Arabidopsis thaliana (thale cress)
Lineage: Eukaryota; Viridiplantae; Streptophyta; Magnoliopsida; Brassicales; Brassicaceae
Product: F-box/RNI-like/FBD-like domains-containing protein
Exons: 2
Coding region: 146-1075 (309 amino acids)
Source: RefSeq, marked reviewed
CUUAUCUUUAUGUAAAAAAAAAACAUAAAAAAAAAUCAGAGUUUCAUAUCUCUCCUUCUUCUAAUCUAAUGAGCCGCCUAUUCCUCAACUCUUCAGCCAAAAAUUAGGGUUUUCAUAUUCCUCCUUCAGAUCUAACGACUUGGCGAUGGAAGCUGCAAGAUCUGGAAUCGAAGAUGUUACAUCUCCUGAUAGGAUCAGCCAGUUACCUAACGAUUUACUUUUUCGAAUACUCUCAUUAAUCCCGGUAAGCGAUGCAAUGUCCACAAGUUUAUUGUCUAAACGUUGGAAAUCUGUGUGGAAGAUGUUGCCAACGCUUGUAUACAAUGAAAACUCUUGUUCCAAUAUUGGUUCUCUUGGAUUUGACCAAUUUUGUGGUAGGUCCUUGCAAUUACAUGAAGCUCCACUUCUCAAAACCCUAACCCUAGAACUUAGGAAGCAAACUGAUUCCUUAGAUUCUUCCAUAUUUCCAAACAUUCAUUCUACUCUCCUUGAAUUCUCAAUCAAAUCUACUGGUUAUCCUGUUUAUUACAGUACUAUCAGUUUCCCAAACAACCUUGAUGUCUUCCAAACACUAGUUGUCUUGAAACUCCAAGGCAAUAUUUGUCUUGAUGUUGUUGAUUCUCCGGUUUGUUUCCAGUCCUUGAAGAGUUUGUACCUCACAUGUGUGAAUUUCGAGAAUGAAGAAUCUUUUUCCAAACUUUUAUCUGCUUGUCCUGUUCUUGAAGACCUCUUCCUCCAAAGACUUUGUAGUGUGGGGCGUUUUUUGUUUUCCAUAUCAGUCCCUUCUCUACAGAGAUUAACCUACACUAAAGAACAAGCCUAUUAUUCUAACGAUGAAGCAAUACUCGAGAUUACCGCUCCUUCUUUGAAGCACUUAAACAUCUUCGAUCGCGUAGGUGUUUUCAGUUUUAUUGAGGAUAUGCCUAAAUUGGUGGAAGCAAGUGUUAGAGUUAAACUGUCAAAGAAUGAGAAGCUUCCGAAAGUUCUUACUUCAGUUGAGCAUCUUUCGCUAGAUCUAUAUCCUUCAAUGGUAACAUCUUUCUUCUCUCGCAAGCUAGGUUUUGUUUAUCUUUGAAGAUAGCAUUUGCUUUAAACUUUGAGUUUUUGCGUGCAGGUUUUUCACCUUGAUGAUAGAUUCAUCUCCAAGCAGCUUCUUCAUCUGAAAUUAGACAUUUACGACAACUUUCAGUCGAAUCUUCUUCUGAGUUUGUUGAAAGAUUUACCUAAUCUACAAUCUCUCAAGCUCAACCAUUCACAUCCCAGCUAUAAUGUCGAAGAUCAACCGUGUUCAGUCUCUGAACCAAGCUCUGUUCCUGAAUGCUUGAGCUUCCAUCUCGAGACUUUUCAAUGGAUAGGCUACGCAGGAACAUUUGAAGAGAUAGCAGCUGCGGUUUACGUUCUGAAAAACGCUCGUUGUUUAAAGAAUGCUACAAUCUCUCUGUAUUCAAGGGGCACAGAGAAUGGUUUGAUGAUGAUUAAGGAGUUGGAAUCUAUGUCUAAAGGUUCAAUCAUGUGUCAGCUUUUAGUUAAAUUUUAAAAUUCUCUCCAUGAAAUACAUCUUGGAUUUGAACCUUGAUAAUUAAAGUCUCAAACCUUUAGGUGUUUACAGAGAAACAGAGUCGAUG